Messenger RNA from Mycena indigotica, 1686 nucleotides. RefSeq lists its product as uncharacterized. NCBI's taxonomy places the organism in Eukaryota, Fungi, Basidiomycota, Agaricomycetes, Agaricales, Mycenaceae. The record is from RefSeq and is a predicted model, not a curated record. The coding region runs from base 1 to 1686 and encodes 561 amino acids. Gene Ontology annotation, molecular function: hydrolase activity, acting on carbon-nitrogen (but not peptide) bonds. The transcript has 11 exons. Gene Ontology annotation, biological process: carbohydrate metabolic process.
AUGCUCGCGAUGGUUUGGCCACUGCUCGCUCUCUCUACUUUCGCUGCUGUUCUUGCUGUCCCUACUCCGCAGAACCAUUCGCAUCUCGAAGCCCGCGAACCUCAAGUCUACGGGCAUUGCGUCAACUCGAAAGAGGUCGCGAUGACGUUUGAUGACGGACCCUUCGACCAUCUUCGCAGCAUCUCUGACCAAUUCACGGCUGCAGGCGCAAAAGCUACUUUCUUUUGGAACGGAAAUAACUACGACUGUCUCUAUAACCUUGGUCGAGCCGCCGACAUGAGAUAUGCGUUCGCUGCUGGGCAUCAGGUCGGCAGCCAUGGUUGGACCCAUGUCGAUCUCACGACCCUCUCACGACCCCAAAUUCGUGACAACAUGUACCGCAUUGAAGAGGCCUUUUCGCGUAUUCUUGGUAUUCGCCCGGCUUUCAUGCGUCCUCCAUUUGGUGCUUACAACGGAAAUGUACGCGAUGUCGCAACUGAUCGUGGUCAAUCCUUGGCUUUAUGGGACCACGACACCAAAGAUUCUGACGGCGCUACCGUUUCGUUCUCUCGAAGUGUUUAUCGGCAAAUCACGAACUCAAUGAAAGACAACGGGUUGGUUCUUCAGCACGAAACUGUCGGUUCGACUGCAACGCAGCUGGUGCCUUACGCAAUCAACCUCUUCCAAAGCAAAGGCUACAAGCUGGUCACGUUGGCGGAAUGUCUCGGAGUCGACCCCUAUCAAGUUGUUGGCUUCCCGCAACAGCGAACGCCUGCCUGGACGUGUAACGGCUCUCCUGGCCCUGGUACUGCUUGUGGUGGCUCCAGCGGCAUUGCCUGCAAAAGUGGAACGCCUCCAGUUUCGACAGGCAUCAAUAUCCCCCUCCCCAAUCAGUACAUCCACCCAAUCGCCAACUCAGGAAAGUGCCUCGCAGCCACCUCCAACUCGGACGGCGCCCCGGUGACCAUCCAAGACUGCACGACUUCUGCCUCCCAGUCUUGGACGAUAACUGGCACGGGCACUCUUUCCAUCUAUGGCGAUAAAUGUCUUGAUGUGGUCGAUGGACGAACUGCUUCUGGCACGAGGCUUCAACUGUGGACAUGUGCGUCUGGAAAUGGCAACCAGCAGUUCACACUGUCUGGCCAGACAAUCCAAUGGACUGGCCAUUCUUCCUGUGUAGAUGUUACUGAUGGUGUCUUGACAAACGGCAAUCGGAUGCAAAUCUGGGAAUGUGCAGCGGGUAACCGAAACCAGCAGUUCACUCGCACGACUGGUCCUGGCUCAGGCAACAACGACCCGACGCCCAAGACCAUUCGCCCCAAUAAGAGCUCGACCACUUGUCUGACAGCUGUCGCAAACAACGACGGAGCGGCAGUUGUCGUGCGACCUUGCACUAAUGGUGCCGCCCCUGGUCAAAUUUGGACCCAAAAUGGCGCAACCAUCGUGGUGCACGGCAAUAAGUGCUUAGAUGUGACGGACUUCAAUGACUCCAACGGCGCAAAGAUGCAGAUUUGGUCGUGCACUCCGGGUCAAGGGAAUGGUGCGCAACAAUUCACCGUCACCCCCGAGAAGACUAUUCGUUGGAAUGGUCACAACCGAUGCGUUGAUUUGACUGAGGGUCGUACUACGACGGACAACCGCAUUCAGAGUUGGGAGUGUUCGUCGCCUUCGGCACCGAAUCCCAAUCAGAUUUGGAACUUUGUGUGA